Quercus lobata is the source of this 877-nucleotide messenger RNA. RefSeq names its product ethylene-response factor C3-like. Gene Ontology annotation, biological process: ethylene-activated signaling pathway; regulation of DNA-templated transcription. The record is from RefSeq and is a predicted model, not a curated record. Gene Ontology annotation, molecular function: DNA-binding transcription factor activity; DNA binding. NCBI's taxonomy places the organism in Eukaryota, Viridiplantae, Streptophyta, Magnoliopsida, Fagales, Fagaceae. Bases 113 to 763 code for a protein of 216 amino acids. The transcript has a single exon.
AAUUGCUAUCCCCCAUCGAAAAAAAAAAAAAAACAAAGUUGCUACCCACAUCAAAGUACAAUAUACCAAGGCUCAACAAAGCAUAGAAAUCCAACCCAACUUCAAUUCCAUCAUGGAGACUUAUUUCUACCAACACCCAAAUUCAGAUUUCUCCCAAGAAUCAUCAUUCGGAGAAUUUUCAUGGGAUGAACUUCUUUUCCACCAUAAUUCCCUUCCUUUCAACCUUGAUGACUCCCAAGAAAUGCUACUUCUAGAUGUCCUAGCCGAGGGAGCCAAAGAAACAUCAGAAAACAAUUCCAUAGGCAUAGUUAAGGAAGAGGAAGUCACAUCCAAUGUCCAAGAAGAAGUAUGUGAGAAAGAGAAGGCUUAUAGAGGAGUUAGGAGGAGGCCAUGGGGUAAAUAUGCAGCAGAGAUAAGGGAUUCAACUAGGCAUGGCAUCCGGGUUUGGCUCGGAACCUUUGAUAGUGCUGAGGCUGCAGCUCUAGCAUAUGAUCAAGCUGCAUUUUCAAUGAGGGGUUCCUUAGCUGUGCUCAAUUUUCCAGUUGAAGUGGUCAAGGAGUCACUACAAGACAUGAAGUACAGAUGUGAAGAAGGUUGCUCACCAGUUGUUGCACUAAAGAGGAGGCACUCCAUGAGAAGAAAAUCAAUGACAAGGAAAAGUAAAGGGAAAGAAGUGAAGUCACAAAAUCUGGUGGUAUUUGAGGACUUGGGAACUGAAUAUUUAGAGGAGCUUUUAAGCAUAAGCUCACCUGAGAGUUUCUAGUCCGUGGUGGACCAUUUCAACCUUUUUUUUUUUCCUUGUUCUAGCUAGUGUCACUAUUCCUUUGUUUUUUCCAUUUUUGUGGUUUUGGAUUUCUAUUGUCUCAGUUUGAUCUUA